Molecule: messenger RNA, 1569 nt
Organism: Ixodes scapularis (black-legged tick)
Lineage: Eukaryota; Metazoa; Arthropoda; Arachnida; Ixodida; Ixodidae
Product: glucose-6-phosphate exchanger SLC37A4
Exons: 9
Coding region: 199-1512 (437 amino acids)
Biological process (GO): glucose-6-phosphate transport; phosphate ion transmembrane transport
Cellular component (GO): endoplasmic reticulum membrane
Molecular function (GO): glucose 6-phosphate:phosphate antiporter activity
Source: RefSeq, a predicted model, not a curated record
AAUUUGCGCCGACUUUCGACCAACGUUACGACGUUACCUUUCGGCUCUGACUUUCGGUUGACUGGUUCAGGACGGCGAGUACGAUGCCCCUCCUUCCUCCCCCCUCCGUCAAGUCGGCCAAGGCAACCAAGGCCGUGCCAGAUAUCGCAGAUCUGAGAUCCAGCCCGCUGAUCACGGACAAGUCUUCCCUCCGAGAGGAUGAAGCUCCAGGACUACCAGUGGAUGAUCUUCGUUGCCCUGUUCCUGGGCUACGCCUGCUACAGCUACAACCGCAAGAGCGUGUCCUUCGCGCUGCCCGCACUGACGGUGGAAGGACUGAGCAAAGAGCAGGCAGGUACGAUGAUGAGUGCCCAGAACCUGGCCUAUGCCGGCAGCAAGUUCACGUGCGGGGUGCUUGCGGACCGACUUAGCACUCGGUUGCUGUUUGGCGUGGGACUGGUGUUGAGCGGGCUGGUCACCUUGGGCUUCAGCGCAACUUCAGUGUCUUCCCUGGCGGGUUACCUGGUGUCCAUCCUCUGGUGCCUUAACGGCAUCGCCCAGGGCUGUGGCUGGCCAGCCCUUGUCAAGCUGCUCCAGCAGUGGUUCCCUCCUUCUUCCUUCGGAACGUCAUACGGUAUCCUGGCUGCCUCGUCCAACAUCUCCCUGAGCCUUGCCCCUGUGCUCGCCUCUUUCCUGAUCCUGAACUACGACUGGCGUGUUAGUCUCCUGGUCGCAGGUGCCCUACCCAUAGUUGCGGGGCUUGCUUCUAGGUUGGCACUGGUGGACAAGCCCACUGACGUUGGCCUCCAGGCUGUCGUGGAAGAUGCUCGGCAAGGUGAGGACAACCGUAGCUUGGCAACUGUGAUGGAUCUGGUAAAAAGUCCAUUCAUCUGGCUGAUGUCCCUGGGCUACUUGACAGCCUUCGGCGCCAAGACUGGUGCAGUCGACUGGGGCCAGCUGUACCUCAUACAAGACCUCGGCCAUUCUCAGUUUGCUGCGAGUGCCCUCAUGAGCUGCAUAGAGGCUGGAGGACUCUUGGGAGGCAUCUUGGCAGGAUACCUGACAGACAAGAAAGUGCGCACGAGUGAUUCGUCGCGGAGCAGCCCAAGGGUUCCACUGGCUGUGCUCUUCACGGCGUGCUCUGCGGUAGCCUUUCAUCUGCUGGGCUUCAACGUCGGUCGGGAAUCCUCGGAGUGGUGGAUCGGUGCCAUCGGGCUGGUCCUCGGGGUGGGCACGUACGGCCCAAUGGCCAUCUUCGGUGUCGUCGCUUCCGAGUCUGCUCCUGCGCACCUCACGAGCACGUCGCACGCCAUCGUCGCCCUGGCUGGCAGUGUAGGUGGAGUCCUUGCGGGGCUGCCGUUCAGCAUCAUCGCAGAGUACUACCAGUGGCGAGGAGUGUUUCUGCUCUUGGAAGUUGUCAGCGCAGUCACGGCAGUGCUGCUCUUUCUUGGAAGGAAUCUGAACUCGAGGUUGGGAAGCAGGUCGGAGAACGCAGAGAUGCUGCCAGUGGUGGCACCACCUGAAGCUGCGUGAUGUCGUCCUUCACAGGAUUGUUUUUCGUUGAAUAGGCGAUAAAUCCCUUACUUUUAG